CUCUUUUAUCACAACACCUCUUCGGCACGAAUGCAGUGAAAAUUGAAUAAUCCCUCGUCAUGGACAAUUUCUCAAAAAAAAAAGAAAAAGAAAAACAUGGUGGUUGGUCCCCGCGGUACAAGAGGAGGAGGAACGUGCACGAGAAUGGAAUGCGACACACCAACACAAUUAUCCGCGUACAGAGAGGAGCUCACAUUGGGGAAAAGAGAGACAAGUGAGAAAAAGAAGUUUUGUAAUUUUGCGCUUUGAAACAAAACGCAAAGUGAUCAACCGGGAGUUGAUCUCUUCAUUGCGCAAGAUCGCGCGCGGUUGGGUUUUUCGAGAAUUCCACGAGAUUGCACGCUUUGCGGAGAGAAUUCCCUCGCGGGGAUGCACUUUAGAGCCAUGGUGUAAUGACGUGGAUUACCGUAUACCCCGCGAUCUGUGGGUGGAUUGAUAGUGGAGGAAUAUUGAGGAGAGAAAGAAAAGAAACGAAAAAAAAAACGGUGAAAAUAGUGAUCUUGUGGCGAUCGCGAGGUAUUCUCUUGUGAUCUCACUCUAACACCAGGUACACCACGAUCGAUCACCCUGUAAAGGCGAUCAUUCUUGCGGGCCUUAUGUGUGUGUGGUUACCGCGAGGUGAGAAAUUUUGCAGUGCGAGGAGAUCCAAGCUACAAGAGGUUGAUCUCACAGUUCAGUGCCAGAAUGGAGAUGGUCGCGAUCAGCUUGGUGGUGUAGUGCUUGCGCGUUCUUUUCUCAAUUAAUCUCCAUUUUUGGUAGAAAUUUUUUCAACAAAUUCUCAACAAAUCCACGCAGAGGUACCUCGUUGAUGUGCAAUAGAGUGGUUUUUGUGCAGUUUUUCCCGCAUUUUCAUUGAGUUUUCCGUGCAAAUGCAUUGAGGAAUUUUUUAACCAUCAAGUAGUGUGUGUUGAGUUGAGAAGAAAAAGCAGCCAGCACUUUUCGAUGCACCAAUAUAAGAAAAAGCCAACAACCAAGUCGCGUGAAUAGUGUGUUGGAUGUUUGACGUGGUGUCUGUGGUACCUGGUGGUAGUGUUGUGUGUUUAAAAACCCGCCAAGAAGAAGGAAUUAUAAAGUUGAAAACUGUAGCAUAUAUGUAGUUGUUUGGGGCAAACAAGCACGUAUAUAUAUUAUAAAAAGAUACUGCUGGUGGAAUGUGUUUUGUUGCUAUCAAACGGAAACAGACUGGCGGAAAAAUUGAGCAUUCGUGGCUAAAGUAGCUGUUUUUCUGCAGCCACCAACAGCAGCAUUGCAAUGGUGACGAUAGAAGAAUUCACGUUGAUGUGACUAAAAAUUGUCAUCUAAAUGUUAAAAAUUUCUAUGAAGUUUUUACGAUGUCACAACGAGAUUUCGAGAAUGAACCAGAAGGAACACCAGAUUUGCCGGCCGCCAACAGAACGUUAUUCCUGGAGAAGGUGAGACAAUCAAAUGCUGCGUGCCAGAGUGGUGACUUUACAACGGCUGUGGCACUCUACACCGAUGCUUUGGCACUCGAUCCCACAAAUCACAUUCUCUACAGCAAUAGAUCCGCUGCCAGACUCAAGCAGGGACAAUUUCAGCUUGCACUUCAGGAUGCAACCAAAGCCAGAGAACUCUGCCCACAGUGGCCAAAGGCCUACUUUCGGCAGGGUGUGGCUCUGCAGUGUUUGGGAAGGUAUGGUGAAGCCCUGGCGGCUUUUAGUUCGGGCCUGGCACAAGAUCCCUCCAAUAAGCAACUCCUGGCUGGACUUGUGGAGGCGAGUAUCAAGUCUCCCCUCCGGAGUGCCCUGGAACCGACUUUUCAGCAACUCUGUGCCAUGAAACUCGAUCAAUCGCCCUUUGUGGUGAUCUCAGUGGUGGGUCAGGAGCUCCUCCAGGCGGGGCAGUACCAUUCAGCGGUGACAGUCUUGGAGGCAGCACUGCAGAUUGGUUCGUGUUCCCUGAAACUCCGUGGAUCCGUAUUUAGUGCUCUAAGUUCAGCACAUUGGGCACUUAAUCAACUCGAUAAGGCCAUCAGCUAUAUGCAGCAGGAUUUGGCGGUGGCUAAGAGUUUAGGUGAUACCCAGGGGGAAUGUCGUGUAUAUGGGAAUCUCGGCAGUGGGAAAUUCAGUCAGGGAUCCUACAAGGAAGCUCUAACUGCCCAUAGAUACCAAUUGGUCCUGGCAAUGAAGUGUAAGGACACACAGGCAGCUGCUGCUGCUCUCACGUCAUUGGGUCACGUGUACACAGCCAUAGGGGAUUACCCAAAUGCCCUGGCGAGUCAUAAACAAUGCGUGCAGUUGGUGAAACAGAUGGGGGAUCGUUUGCAGGAAGCACGAGAGAUUGGGAAUGUUGGAACGGUGUACCUGGCCAUGGGGGAAUUUGAUUCAGCUGUUGAUUGUCACAUGCAGCACCUUCGUUUAGCACGGAAGCUGAAUAAUCAGAUUGAAGUGGCACGAGCGUACAGCAAUUUGGGGAAUAGUCAUCACUACAGGCGGAGCUUCACGCAGGCCAUUCAAUUCCACGAGCAAGUUUUGCGAAUUGCCCAACAACUGGGGGAUCGUGCAAUUGAGGCGAGAGCCUAUGCGGGUCUCGGGCAUGCAUGUCGUUGCGCUGGGAUGUACAGUCAGGCCAAGAGGUGGCAUGAGAAGCAACUGGAGAUGGCCCUAGCGGCAAGGGAUAAAUUUGCCGAGGGUAGAGCUCUGUCGAAUUUAGGAAUUGUCUAUCAGCUAACACGACGGCAUGAUGCUGCUCUUAAGCUCCAUCAGGCACAUCUAGCCAUUGCCAGACAACUGCAGGAUCGUGCUGGUAUGGGAAGGGCUUUUGGGAAUCUCGGUAAUGCAUACUUCAGUGCAGGACUGUACGAGGCUGCAAUUAAAUGCCACAAACAGGAAUUAACAAUUAGCAAAGAGGUGCACGAUCGUAGUGCCGAAGGAUGUACGCAUGGGAAUCUCGCGGUAGCCUAUCAAGCUCUAGGAUCCCAUGAUAUGGCUCUCAUGCACUACAGAGCACACUUGGAUAUUGCAUCAGAGCAGAAAGAUACGGCAAGUCUUAGUCAGGCUUAUCUCAAUUUAGGGAACUUUUGGAGUUUACGGCAGGAAUUUGCUCAAGCUAUUCCCUACUAUGAGCACUAUCUGAUGCUAUCGCAGGAGUUGGGGGAUGUAGCAGCUGAAGGGAAGGCAUGUCACUUUCUGGGAUACGCUCACUAUUGCAUAGGAAAUUACAGGGAAGCUGUAAGAUACUACGAUCAGGAUCUUGCUCUGGCAAAGGAUAUGCAGGAUAAGAUGAAUAUGGGCAGGGCGUACUGCAAUCUGGGUCUUGCAAAUCUCGCCCUGGACUGGAAGGCGGCUGCAUUGGAGUGUCAAAAGUACUUUCUCGCCAUAUCGCACAUGAUGAAUCAUCUUCCGGGAAAAUUUCGAGCUUUGGGUAAUAUUGGGGAUGUUCUCAUACGGAUGGGUGAUUUGGAUGAAGCUGGAAAGAUGUACCAGCGCCAACUGGGAUUGGCACGGCAGGCAAGGGAGAGAUCAAUGGAGGCAGCAGCGUGCGGAGCUCUUGGGUUGUGCAAUCGUCUCCUGAAACGCUUCGAUAAAGCUCUCGGAUAUCAUACGCAGGAAUUGACGUUGCGUCAGGAAAUGGGAGAUGUUCCGGGUGAAGCAAGAGCUCACUGUCAUCUGGGGGCUGUUCACAUGGCCCUCGGGAACUACACGCACGCCGUUAAGUGCUACCAAGAGCAACUUGAGAGGGCACAGGAACUUCAAGAUCCCGUAAUUGAGGCUCAGGCUUUUGGGAAUUUGGGCAUAGCACGGCUCAAUAUGACGCACUACGAGGAUGCCAUUAGUUACCUGGAGCAGCAAUUAGCAGCCUUGGAGAGGAUUAGCACAGCACAAGCGCAGCACGAUCGAACACGUGCUCUGGGGCAUCUGGGUGAUUGCUACGAUGCCCUUGGGGACUAUGAUAAUGCCAUAAAAUGCCAUGAACGACAUCUACAGCUGGCCAUUGCAAUGCAGAGCUUCCGGGAUCAGGAUCUUGCUUACAGGGGUUUGGGGCAUUCGCAUCGAGCUCUGGGAAAUCUCCAGGAAGCUCUUGUUUGCCUCGAGAAGAGACUCGUUGUGGCUCAUGAAUUGGGGAGUUUGGAAGCAAAGGGGGCUGCUUACCUGGAUUUAGGGAACAUUCACAGUGCUCUGGGGAAUCAUGAGCAAGCUCUCAACUGCCUGGAACACCAGAGAGAUAUUGCCCAAGAGCUUGGCGAUCGGGUAGCACUGUCAGAUGCCACCAGUGGACUUGGGGGUGUAUUCUUCCAAAUGGGAGAUCAUGAGAGUGCGCUGAAGCUUCACAAGAUGGAUCUGGAGAUUUGCGAAGGGCUCCAGGUGAUGACACUCCAAGCUCGUGCCUAUGGGAAUCUCGCAAGUGUCUACGAGAGUAUGGGAAAGUAUUCCGAAGCUGUUCGUCAUCUUGAGAAGCAACUCUCCCUGGCGUCUGAUCGAUUGGUCAAGGCAUCUGUUUGCAUGUCCCUGGGCAGGGUGCUGCAUACAAUGAGCCAGACAUCCCAAGCAAUUAAUUUUCUACGUCAGGGAUUAGCCAUUGCACAGAGUUUGAGUAAAUCGGAGGAAGAAGCAAAGAUAAGGCAUCAAUUGGGUAUUGCUUUGCGUGCUUCGGGGGACAAUGAUAAUGCUCGUGGACAGCUGGAGAGUGCAGCACAAAUCUUGGAAGCAGUUCGUGCGGAACAGAGAUCACCCGAAGCGAGAAAUCAUUUGUUUGAUCUUCAAACAAGCUGUUAUCAUGCAUUGCAGCAGAUUCUCGUUACUCUUGGCAGGACGGAGGAAGCUCUUGUGGCAGCUGAGAGGUGUCGUGCUAGAACAACUCCCGAUGCCACAGUCACGACUUUCACGAGCAAAAAAGGAUCAAAUCUGGCCUGCAGUGAGAAUAUCUUUGACACUGUGAAUAGGAGCAAAUGCAGCGUGAUUUACUUCAGUUUAGCCGGAGAUGAAUUAUACACGUGGUUCCUGCAGCCACAGAAGCGUAUUGUUCGCUUCAAUAGUGCCAAAAUCAAUGAGACAACCCUACAGUUCAGUGGGACACAGCAGCAGCCCGGAAAGGACUCAUCAACACUCCUUGAGCAGUACAUCUACAUGGUGCGUGAGAGUUUGGGGGUGAAUGCGGCAAAUCAGGAGGGGGAUGGAUGGAGAUCAUCUGAGAAUCUCCUUGAUGAUUUUGCCAGUGAGAGAGCUGGAUUCCUCAGAAUGGUCAAUAGGAAUCAUCUGCUAAACUCCAGCAACUACAGUUUGAGUUCUCUCUUCAGUUUGGGAAGUGUUGGGGGAUCAGUGGCAAGUUUACAGGGAUCAACGCGCUCCAUUGGAAGUCUCUCACGACGUGUACCCAUCAUGCCAACGUGGCAGGGUCCAGCGUGUCUUCAUUCCCUCUAUAAACUCCUCCUGGCGCCAUUUGAGGAUCUUCUUCCUGACAGUGCGACAACUGCUCGUGUGGGAAGACGCGAUCUUGUCCUGGUGCUGGAAAAUGAAUUGUACUUGGUGCCAUUUGCCGUGCUACGAAGUGGGCAGGAAGAUGGGGAAUAUCUAUCGGAACGCUGCUCCCUCAUCACAGUGCCAUCCCUGACUACAUUGCGGCAGAAGAGUCGUUCUCGGAAUCGCGAAGCAGCUGAAAAUCUCAAUAGUGCCCUCGUUGUGGGUGGUCCACGUAUCCCCACAUCCCUCUCGGAGACAUGGGGCUGGUCUGAAUCCCCGGCAUCCCUUCAGGAGGCUGCAAUGGUGGCCGAUAUGCUUCAUGCAAAGGCACUGUGUGCUUCCACAGCCACCAAGGAAGCUGUUGUGGCGGAACUUCCGGGUGCUGAGUGCGUCCAUUUUGCAGCAAAUGUUAGUUGGAAAUUGGGAGCAGUUGUUCUCAGUCCGGGUGAUGUGAUUGAUUCACAGAAGAGAUUCUUUCCCGCAACGGGGAAUGAAAUUGAGAAUGAUGAAGAGAUCAGUGAUCUCUCAACGUCAAACAUGGAAAUCCCUCCACUAUCGGACUUUAUUCUCAGUGCUGCUGACUUGUUGAAUAUGAAGCUCAAAGCGAAAUUAGUUGUACUCAGUUCGUAUCAUUCCAUUGAACCCAUUAGUGGGUCAGGUGUUGCCAAUUUGGCCAGUGCAUGGCUUCUGGCAGGAGCUGGAGCAGUUCUCGUAUCACUCUGGCCUGUUCCCGAGACUGCUGCAAAGAUUCUCCUGAGGGCAUUCUAUUCGGCUCUACUGCAGGGAGCUGCUGCAGCUAGUGCCCUCGCUGAAGCCAUCUCCACUGUCCAGAACACAAAACAUUUUGCCCAUCCAGCCAAUUGGGCGGGAUUCCUGCUUAUUGGUGCCAAUGUGAGAUUAUCCAAUAAAGUAGCUCUAAUUGGGCAGGCUCUGUGUGAGCUUGUUAAGGCACCGGAUAAGUGUCGGGAUGCCCUACGUGUAUGCCUGCAUCUGGUCGAGAAGAGCCUCCAGAGGAUUCAUCGUGGGCAGAAGAAUGCCAUGUACACCACGCAGAAGAGCAUAGAUAAUAAGGCAGGACCAGUUAGUGGGUGGAAGGAUCUUCUCAUGGCUGUUGGGUUUCGUUUUGAACCCUCCGCCAAUGGGAUUCCUUCGAGUGUUUUCUUCCCACAAUCCGACCCGGAAGAUCGUCUCUCACAGUGCUCAGCAAGUCUCCAAGCUCUCCUUGCACUGUCAGCCACAACUCUUCAUGCGCUAUCGAAAGUGGUCAAUAGUUCAGAGAUUGCAGAUGACAUCAUUGCCGUCUUGAGAAAUGUUGUCGGUCAAUUCCCAUCAAAGGGCAGUGGUGAGCUGGAAACACAAGUCGAGAUUCCACUCAGUGUCCGUCUGUGGAGAGUUUCCGGCUGCCACGAAUUGCUCGCAUCGCUGGGAUUUGAUCUGAUGGAAGUUGGGCAGGAUCAGGUGACACUGCGAACGGGAAAAAUGGCCAACAGGAGGAAUUGCCAGUUUGUCCUCCAAGCGCUUCUUGCACUAUUCGAUACGCAAGAAGCACCAAAGAGUCUAGGGCUGGAAUCCAGCGAAGAGUCAUUGAAUGAAGAUGGAUGCUCCGAAGUGGCUGAUGAAGCUCCCGUUAGCCCAGAAAAUCCUCCUCCAUCCAAACGAAGUAAUUCCCCAAUUGGACCUCUCGUUAAAUCCCAUUUGACGCUCUCUCGACCACCUCUACCCAUCCGGAGGGUACCAUUUUUGAGUUCUAAAAGUGCCUUCAUCUCGUAUGUACGUCGCCGUGGGGAACCCGAUGGUGGACGAACUGAUUCCUCAGAUGUGCCAUCAAUUUCAUCGUCACAAGUUCUCUCAGCGAGUACGUUGGAUUCAAGUUUAGCCAAUACGACGGAUAGUGAGUUGUCCAGCGAUGGAUAUGGGGCACAAACACUCCCCAAGAAGCUGUUUGGUGGCUACACAACGCUGCAUCAUGCCUCAGAUUCCAGUGCGGUAGCUGAGAGCAAUGUCUCCCAAGCAUUGGCUCAUCAGACGCGGAUUAGGAGUCUCUAUAGUGGCCCCGUGGGAGCAGAUGGGGGUGCACUGAUGGCAGGAAGGCCGGAUAGUUCGAGUAGUGCGAGUAGUACGACUGAUUGGGAGGGAUCAGGGCAUGCCACAGUCCUCAGGCGGGUUAAUCAGCAAAAUCAGACACUGCCACCAUUGCCACCGCCACGGCAGCAAUUGCCUCUAGUCGAUCUGGCGCCCCUUGCGCCAGUUUACAACAAUCUCGCCCCCGUGGUGGGUGCCCUUGAUGCCGGGGCAGCAGCUCUGGACUCCACAAGUUCCGAUUCGGAAUUCGAACGGGGUGCCUUUGGCUUUGGGACACGUUCCCGAGGGAAGCUAAAGAUGCCCCUUGGGAGGAAGAUUUCCGAAACAAUUGGCUUUAUGGAUAGGUUGAGUGUGCGAACUGAGGUAUCCCCGGGGCAGGCAGCUCCAGUUCCUGGAACUUCUGGAGCAUCUGGCCAGGGGACCUCAGCGGGCGGCACAUCGUCAGGGAGGAAGAUGAAUUUGGCCGAUGAAGCUGCUGCAUUGACACUCCACAGUGCAAGUUUAUACUUUACCCCGGAGAGUGAUGAAAAGGGCGCCGCUGGGGGCUCAAGUACGGCCAAGGAGGUGCUGAAAACAUCGUAUCAACCGCCAAAGAGUAUGCAGGAAUCCCUCCUGAGGCAUAUGAAUCGCGAAAUGACACCCACAAUUAGUGAGGUCUACCAUGAAAGGAAUAUCGGAUUGGGCUUAGCACCGCCACUGUCGAAGCUCCUCCUCAGCAAAAGCUACAGCUUAGAUGAGGCAGAACCCAGCAAGGCAUCGUCGUCUUCGUCGAAAACCUCAACUCUUGUGGAUGCUGUGAGUGAAAUUGAUCUCAGUGCUGCUGCAAGUGCUGCCACAAUUCCCGGACCAUCGUCCGUCACGGGAACUGUCUGUUCCGUUUGCAAUGCCCCAGCAGAGCUGAUGUGUACGUGCUCCGAUUCCCCUGGGGGUACACCCAAAACACCCAUUUCUGUGCCAAAAAAGUCAAGCCUCAAGCCGUGGCUGAGUACCGUCAAUACGAGCCUCGUGAAGGCCUCAGACCUCACCACAGCCGACAUUCUCGAGCGCCAAAAGAUCAAAGCCAACAUCCAGGCCGUCACGCAUGACGUCUCAACAGCCGGCCUCAAGGACAAGCGCAACGGGAGCCCCUUUAGUGAACUCUCACGUCGCGACGAGGGCGAUGGACGCUCCGUGAGUGAUUCCCAGUGUUCGGGGAGUUUUAAGAAUGACCACAAAGCCGCUGCCCAGCAGCAGAGUCAGCGUGUUACAAAGUUCAGCCUUGAAACACUCUAAUUUCGAAAGAAAAAUUAUGAAAAAAAUUUUCUCUGUCACUUUAUUAAGAAUUAAUAAUUAAUGUAUAAUUUGUAUUUAUCUCCUCUUAUCAAUUAUAUUAAAUUAAUCUACUUAAUGUGUAAUUAAUUCACGAGGUCGUUUAUCAUUUUUUUUUAUCAUUUCCAUCUUUCUUUUUUAAAUAACUUUCCUUCAUUCUCAUGUUUUUUUUUAUUUCAUUAAAUUUAUAUAUACUUUUAUAUAUAGAGCUUUCAAUAAAGUUUUUUUUUAUUAUUUUACUUCUGUAUCAUUUUUUUGUCAUCAAUAGUUUAGCAAUAAAUUAUGUCUCGAUUAA
Molecule: messenger RNA, 9102 nt
Organism: Lutzomyia longipalpis
Lineage: Eukaryota; Metazoa; Arthropoda; Insecta; Diptera; Psychodidae
Product: tetratricopeptide repeat protein 28
Exons: 9
Coding region: 1332-8771 (2479 amino acids)
Molecular function (GO): protein binding
Source: RefSeq, a predicted model, not a curated record